AGUUAACAAACAUUCUAAAUAAAUAAUUUGACAAAACUAACAAAUUCAAACUAAACAGAAGAAUUAUGUCUCCGACGUGAACUUUUAUUUUUGUUUACUUGUAUUAUAAAAAUAUGACCUUUUCACCUUAAUAAUUUUAAUUGCUAAAUUAACCUUUGUGCCAUUUUUAAAGUAAAAUGUCUUCUACUAUUACUGUGUUCACUAUAAUUUUUUCUGUGAUAUUAGGCAAUUUUUUAUGUGCUGACGUAAAUAAUAGAAAUAUACAACAGAAUGCAUGGCACAGUGUAAAUACCUCCAUUUACGAUUACAAUGCCCAAGUGUGGCCAGCAUUAGGAAGCAGGAAAAAUCAGCAAAAUGUACAAACUUCAACUAAAAUUCCCCAGUGGAUUCGUCCAAAUAAUGGACCAAAUUGGGUGAGAAACACCCCUUCACCACAAAACUCUAAGAAUUCCCCUCAACACUCAAAUAUUCCAUCUAAAAACUCAAUAACUCCUGUGGAAAAUUCUAAUAUUAAACCUCAACUUAAUUCCAAUAUUAAUCCUCCACGAAAUUCAAACACAAGGCCCACAGAUUAUAAUACCAUGUUUUUAAAUAAUGAAAGAAGCCCUAAUAGAAAUAUGGGCUCAACAAAUUCUAGAUCUAAUAGUGAUAAUGUACAGUCUACCCAAAAAAGAACAAAUGGAAAUUUUGCUGGAGGAAAUAGUAUAAUCUUUUCAGGGUCUGCAAUAACUAAUACAGAAGGUAAUAAAGGUAAAAAACAAGAAACUGGUUCUAGCCAAACUGAUGAUAUUGACGAUAAUGAAUUACGACAGUUUUCAGAAGAUUUGUUAAAUAAAGAUUCUAAUAAUGCUGCCCAAUACGUAAACGUCAAUUUACAAGGUAUUACCACUUCAAGAUCCACUGCAGAUCAAGCUCCUUUACCGCUUCUCAGUAUUAACAAAGCCGCUUAUUCCAUUCCAUCAAUUUCAAAAUUACUCCUUUUGUAUAAUAAUUACAUAGUGGAAUCAAAUCAGAAUGAAGUCUAUACUGCUCAAGAAAAAAAUGAAGAAAAUGAUCUUUUGGAUAUAAUCUUACAAACACCUGUUAUGCAAUACACUAGAAAUUUUUUGAUUGGUAAAGGUAAAAUUGGAAGGGAUCCAAAAGAAUUUAAAGAUUUGUUGCGUCGGAUUUGGUUUAACAUGUAUUCUAGAGGAGGAGGAAAAAUUGGAUCCAGUGGUUUUGAACACGUUUUUUUAACAGAACUGAAAAAUAAUCAAGUGUCUGGUUUACACAACUGGAUCUAUUUCAAUGAAGAAGAACAAAAAAACAAUGCCAAUUAUUUAGGAUAUAUGAAAAAAAUUGAUUUGAGUGGUAAAGGAGCUAUACUAAAAUUCCAUUUCACUUUUCAAGGAGUUGAUAAACCAGUAGGCUCAAUGUUCAUUGGUACAAGUCCGGAGUUAGAAAUUGCUUUGUACUCUACAUGUUUCAUUUUGAGACCAGAUAAAAUUUGCCCUUUGAAAAUGAAUGGAAACAGGUUCAUAAUAAGGACUUAUACCUACAGAUACAGAGGGAAGAAUAUGAUUGGCAGUGCUUUUCCAGAAAUAUAGAGAUUUUGUUUUAACUUUAAUAUAAUGAUUAGAUUUAAUAAAAGAUGCUUUUUCAUGACGGA
Molecule: messenger RNA, 1648 nt
Organism: Diorhabda carinulata
Lineage: Eukaryota; Metazoa; Arthropoda; Insecta; Coleoptera; Chrysomelidae
Product: endoribonuclease CG2145-like
Exons: 5
Coding region: 177-1586 (469 amino acids)
Molecular function (GO): RNA endonuclease activity
Source: RefSeq, a predicted model, not a curated record